AUGUCAACUCCAUCCCCUUCCCGUACUCCAGUUUUACGUCUCCGUCCGCUUUCUGAAUCCGACAACCCCUCUCGAGAACCCAUACACGCCAACGUCGCCAGGGAUGUCGCAAAAUAUUACAAGAAAGCAGGAUCCGCAUCUUAUCCUACCUCUGUCGAUAUUGGACCAGCGUAUUACCCACGAUUUAACCACCGGAAUUCCUGGGAACUAGAGUCUCCUGAAAGAUCCGAACCUAAUUCACCAAUCGAGUCACUUUUUACUUCUCCUAUUGAAAGUCGCCCUUCCUCUCCGGUGGGAUCGACGGGUAGUAUGGUUACUCACACCUCGUCUCAGACGGAUGGCUCAUCCACAGAAUCCAGUGAAAUGACUAAGAGAGACGACGAAUCAAAUAAAGAGCGAGACGAAGCAACGGAACGAAGCUCCAAUCUCCUUGAACAACUCUUGAUGGAAAAAUCAAAAAGCUUGAUCUUAGAAAAGGAAAGAGAUGACGCAAUUCUCAGUGCCGCAGAAACUAAGACGAAGUACGAAAUCAUAGAGAAGGAAAACGAUGAUGGCAAGCGCAAAUUAUGGGAGACACGUUAUCAGCUGAAUAAGUUAGAGAAGAGGAAGACUAGUCUUUUCGCAGGCGAGAAAGUAGCAUCUGUGCAAGCGGAGAGAGAUCAAGCGAUUUUGCAAGCAGAGGCGAGUUUGAAACUGCAGAAGAAGGCGGAAAAAGAACGAGAUGAGGGAAAGGAACUUUUAGUUGAGGUUACAGAAUGGCAGAGCGAAAAAAUGGGGGAAAUCAAUGAAGCUAGACGAGUCGCAGCCAAGCGAUUUGAAGAUAUGGAGUUGGCAGAAAGACAAAGAGAUGAUGCAUUGCAACUUGCAGCUGAGAGAUUAAGUGGAUUGAAUGAAGCGAAACGAUUUGUAGAGGUGGGAUUUGAAGAGAUGAAGUUGACGCAGAAGGAAAGAGAUGAAGCUCGACAAAAUGCAGCAGAGAGCUUGGGAAAAUGGAUUAGCUUGGAGCAAAAAUAUGAAGAGGUAAAGCAUGAAGCGCAUUUGCUGCGAAUGGAAAUAGAGAGGAUGAAAGAGGAGAAGAAGGGACGGGGUUACUGGACAUAUUUCCUGGGUGCACUAUUCGAUUGA
Molecule: messenger RNA, 1125 nt
Organism: Botrytis porri
Lineage: Eukaryota; Fungi; Ascomycota; Leotiomycetes; Helotiales; Sclerotiniaceae
Exons: 1
Coding region: 1-1125 (374 amino acids)
Source: RefSeq, a predicted model, not a curated record